UUUGUCGCUUCUAGUGUUACCAGUAAAAAUAACAUUGUGAAUAAAGAUGGCUGGUGACAUGAUGAGGUUCACAAUCGGAGUAGUCUGCGUGGCGGUCGUACUCUUGUCUUUAGCGGAACUAAGCGAAGCAAACUACAAAAACGCCCCUAUGAACGGAAUUAUGUUCGGAAAGAGGGGGCCUUCUGAAUAUGACUCCCGGGGCAAGACCUUUACCGCUCUAUGUGAAAUCGCCACGGAAGCAUGUCAAGCGUGGUUCCCGUCUCAAGAAAACAAAUAAAACUGGAUAAUGAAACUUCACGCAACUAUAACUAAUAUUUUUGGUCAUGGAUUACGAUACUGAUAGAAUGUUAUUCCCUAUUAAUAGAAAUAUGUAAACUGUACUAGCAACACUGACACGCUUAUCUUUUAAAAUUUAGAAAUGUUUUCCUUAAAUAUUAGGUAAAAAUUAUAAGUAUAUAUUAUAAAGGCUGGAAUAUUUUCAGGUUAUUCGAGUCUAAAAGUUUAAUAAAACAUGGCGAUGCAUUAGC
This is a messenger RNA of Leguminivora glycinivorella, 527 nucleotides long. It is a transcript of the gene IMFa, whose product is annotated as neuropeptide IMFamide. The record is from RefSeq and is a predicted model, not a curated record. The coding region runs from base 47 to 277 and encodes 76 amino acids. Lineage: Eukaryota; Metazoa; Arthropoda; Insecta; Lepidoptera; Tortricidae. The transcript has 3 exons.